AGUAUGGUCUGAUGAUACAGUUGAAGAACUGAAGUUAAUGGCUCUUUCUAAACUAGAAUUGAAAAAUUCCUCGUAUAGACUUCGUAAACUUCCUGAAAACAUCUGGAGAAAACCACCUUUGCAUGACUGUGACACACUGAAGGAUGCUGGGAUCUGUGAUGGCACUUUGCUCAUUUUAGAAGAUGGUAGUCCUCCAAAAAGUGAUGAGAUAACUCUGUUGUUCAGUGUUGGGGCUGGAGCUGGAGAUCAGGCAGACUUUGAGGUGAAUAUUGAGAAACAGGCUUCAAUAUCUCAAUGUCUUAAAUCUAUGCUUCGUACAGCAGAAAUAGAAGUUAAGCUAAAGUUAAAGAUUAAGAAAGUUGAGAAAAAUGCCGAGGAAAAUUCCGAAGACUAUCAGGUUAAAAUACUGACACCACAGUAUUGCAAGGAAAUUCUGUCUGUUCAUGGACUGGAUACCAUUGAAGUGUUGCUUCAUCAAGACAGACAUCUAUCAGCAUGA
Messenger RNA from Limulus polyphemus (Atlantic horseshoe crab), 499 nucleotides. RefSeq lists its product as uncharacterized. Bases 38 to 499 code for a protein of 153 amino acids. The transcript has 5 exons. The record is from RefSeq and is a predicted model, not a curated record. Lineage: Eukaryota; Metazoa; Arthropoda; Merostomata; Xiphosura; Limulidae.